This is a messenger RNA of Dictyostelium discoideum AX4, 576 nucleotides long. RefSeq names its product GINS complex subunit 1 (gene gins1). The coding region runs from base 1 to 576 and encodes 191 amino acids. Gene Ontology annotation, cellular component: nucleus; GINS complex. Gene Ontology annotation, biological process: DNA replication. The transcript is spliced from 3 exons. NCBI's taxonomy places the organism in Eukaryota, Evosea, Eumycetozoa, Dictyosteliales, Dictyosteliaceae. The record is from RefSeq and is a predicted model, not a curated record.
AUGUUUACAAAAACAGCAAUUGAAUUAAUUAAAGAAUUAAGAGGAACAGAUUCAAUACCUCAUUAUAAUGAUACAUCAAUUAAGGCGACCAUCGAUGAAAUGAUAGCAUUAUAUGAAGAUUUGAUUAAAACUAUUACUGAACAUAAAGAACAAAAAAAAGAACCAUUUUAUUUACAACAUGCAAUUACAUUUCAUAAUAGUAUUAAUAGAGAUAAAAGAUGUAUUUUAGCUUAUUUAAAUGAAAGAUUGAAUAGAAUUAAAGAGUACAGGUGGAGUUCAGGUCAAAGUUUAUUACCAGAUCAAUUAAAAGAGAGAUUAUCACAAAAUGAAAUUCAAUUCUUUUCAGAAUAUGAUAAAAUUUUAACAGAAUACAAUUCAAAGGUUGGUUUAGAUUUAACAAUUGAUCCACAACCACCUAAAGAAUUAUAUAUUGAAGUUAGAGUAAUUAAAGAACUUGGUGAAGUAGUUUUAAACUCUGGAUGUACUGUAAAUUUAAAUUUAAAUACAACUCAUUUUUUAAAAAGAUCUGAUAUUACAAAUCUUGUAAAAAAUGGUUCACUUGAACAUAUAAUUUAA